Messenger RNA from Homarus americanus (American lobster), 1822 nucleotides. RefSeq names its product iron-sulfur cluster assembly scaffold protein IscU-like (gene IscU). The record is from RefSeq and is a predicted model, not a curated record. The coding region runs from base 63 to 542 and encodes 159 amino acids. Gene Ontology annotation, molecular function: 2 iron, 2 sulfur cluster binding; ferrous iron binding. Gene Ontology annotation, biological process: iron-sulfur cluster assembly; intracellular iron ion homeostasis. NCBI's taxonomy places the organism in Eukaryota, Metazoa, Arthropoda, Malacostraca, Decapoda, Nephropidae. The transcript has 4 exons. Gene Ontology annotation, cellular component: cytoplasm; mitochondrial matrix.
CCGUGGUUGUGGUAAACAUUGGACAUUUGGACAACGUCGUAGUCUGUGUUGUGUCCUGUAAAAUGGCACUCCUCCGUGCUACUUCUCGUUCUCUACCCUUCCUGGCUGUCAGGACAACCCAGGUUAUUGCCUCGUCUCAAUACCACGAGAAGGUAAUAGACCACUAUGAAAAUCCCCGCAAUGUGGGUUCCAUGGACAAGAAUGACACUACUGUUGGAACAGGCCUGGUGGGAGCCCCAGCCUGUGGUGAUGUCAUGAAGCUUCAGAUCAAGGUGGAUGUUGAUGGGAUGAUAACUGAAGCCAAAUUCAAAACAUUUGGAUGUGGCUCAGCAAUUGCCUCAUCAUCUCUUGCAACAGAAUGGGUUAAAGGCAAAACAGUGGAUGAAGCUCUGAGGAUCAAAAAUGUUGACAUUGCCAAAGAAUUGAAUUUGCCUCCUGUCAAGCUACACUGUUCUAUGUUAGCCGAGGAUGCCAUCAAAGCUGCCUUGAGUGAUUAUCGCAUUAAACAAUCCUCCAAGGAAAAUUUGAAGAAAGAAAAUUAGAGGAGAUUAUUGAAGGUGAAAUUGAUCUUCUAAAACAAAAUUCUUCAUAUUUUAACAUUGUUAACAUGUUUGUGAAAUUUAUCAUCAAGGUAUUAAUAUUGGUGGUUAUCAUAAUACUUGUUACACCAUUACUUGUCUUACAGUAAGCUAUUUUUGUGGCCCACGUUUUUAUUUUCACUAAAUUCUUUUUCUUAAUUGGUAUAUUAAUUAUUGAUGGUACUGUAGUACUUUACUGUGUAUUUAACUUCAGAUAUUGUUAGCUUUUAAGUUUUGAGUAAGAACAGUGCUGUUAGGCUUUAUUCACCGUUUAAAUAGCCCUACAUGGUUUUUGGCAAAAUGUAGUAUUUGCCAAAUGUUUACUCCAAAGAUGUUUCCUCUUUGAAAGGAUUUUUGUUCUUCUUUAUAGUGCUAUUGAGCAUUGUUUGCAUAACACAGAGGCUUAACCAUGUCAUCGUUCAAGAACUUCAAAAUUGUGCAUUGAAAAUAUUGUCUUUUUAAAACUGAAACCAAAAGUGCUACUUCUCAUUUAGAAUUUUCCUUUAAUUGAUUUGAGUUUUUUUAAACAUAGUAUGAUCAUUGUACAGUAUCAGGAAAAGGACUGCUGGUAAGAUGAGGAGAUUAUGUACAGUAUGGUGUAUUAAACAUUUUUAUUAUCUACUGAUGACAUUAUUAUGUACAAUAUCUCAUAUAUCCUGGAGUUGUCAAACAUAAUAUUAAUGGCAGUGCAGAAAUAAUGUUAAUUAAUAGAAAAUGGUAAUUAGACCCUGUUUUUUUAUUUUGUAUUCACUUAUUUUAUUCUGCUCUGGUAAAGCAAAACAAUUCCUUUUACAUAAACCAGACAGUAAGACUUGUCACUAGGGAAAUAUUGUAUAUUACUUGAUGGAUUGAUGGCCAAGUUAGGUAUAGGGUGAACAAAUAAAAAGAUUGAAAUAUGAACACAAUAGAUUGAUUACAAGAAGUUUUCUUGAAAACUGCAAAACUGGCAGAUAUAUAAUUUAUGAUGUGGCGUUGAUAAUAUUUUUUCAAGUGAUUAAUGAAAAUGUUUUAUGAAUGUUUUAAUAUUAAGCAAAGUUUUAACAUCUUAAAACCUUUUAUUUUAGAAAAUAGCUGUACAGUAUAUAAAAUGUACAUUUCUCCAGUGAAAUGUUCAAUCUACCUAAUUAUCAAUAAGGUCCUGGACUGUUGAGACACUUUAGUGUUGACAUGUACAACUUUUAUGAGAUAAGGUUAUUGUAUAUUGGCAAUAUAUGUACAUAGUGAAGAAUAAAAUAAGUAGAGCA